AGCACAUUGGCUGGACAGUGAACGACGGAAAUAAAUUGUGUGGAGUGACGAAUCCAAGUUUAACCUGUUUAACAGUGGUGGUACUGUUUAUGUUCGACUUCCGAAAUGUGAACGAAUAAAUAAAAAAUACAUAAAGCCAACUGUUAAACAUGGAAGAAGUUCUGUAUUGUAUGGGGGUGUUUUUCUUCGUACUGCGUUGGUCCAAAUCGCCAUAUAAAAGACAUAAUGGAUUGGUUCGUUUAUAGAGUGUCCUUAGUAAUAUUUUGGGGCUAUAUACAUAUAUUUCAACACAAAAACGAUCCAAAAUACACCUCAAAAUUGGUUAAAGAUUGGUUUUUAAGAGAAAAGGCCGAAGUAAUGAAGGAUUGUGGAUCUGUAGUAAAUACUUGAACGAAAAAUCAGCGGUACUAAUAUACGAAACAAGGCCGAUUUGUUUGAAAAAUUGUAUGAGGAAUUCUUGGGCUUGAAUAUGUCAACUGUUGAAAAUCCUGUGGAAAACGCAAUUAAGACGAAACUUAUAAAGGAACUUAACACAUCCUAUGUAGACGUCAUAAAUGAAUCAUACAUGCAUAAUGUGCCUAAAGGAUCCGAGACACAUUUCAAAGUCGUAGUUGUGUCAGAAAAAUUUAACAACCUUCCCCUGAUUAAGAGACACCGUUUAGUGAAUGAUGUGCUUAAAGAAGAAUUGCAGAAUGGAGUACAUGCCUUGUCUAUAUUGGCAAAAACUCCUGACCAAUGGAAUGAAUGUGAUAAAAAUGUGGAACCAAGCCCUAACUGUAGAGGUGGAUUUGGAAAAUAAAUACAAGCUUUAUUUUAA
Aethina tumida (small hive beetle) is the source of this 817-nucleotide messenger RNA. Its product is annotated as bolA-like protein DDB_G0274169. Gene Ontology annotation, cellular component: mitochondrion. Bases 470 to 799 code for a protein of 109 amino acids. The transcript has 3 exons. Lineage: Eukaryota; Metazoa; Arthropoda; Insecta; Coleoptera; Nitidulidae. The record is from RefSeq and is a predicted model, not a curated record.